GCGCCGGAGAUCGGGGAUGCUCUAGAGCAGCAGCUCGUUUUUUGCUAAAUAGCGUCGAGUUGAUUAUAUAUUCCCAAAAUAAUAUAAUGCCGAAAGUAAAAAGGAGUAGAAAACCUCCUCCAGAUGGGUGGGAGCUCAUAGAACCGACUCUCGAUGAGCUGGACCAGAAAAUGCGCGAAGCUGAAACCGAGCCACAUGAGGGCAAACGUAAAGUUGAGUCUCUGUGGCCAAUCUUCCGACUUCACCACCAACGCAGCCGUUACAUCUUCGACCUCUUCUACAAGAGGAAGGCCAUCAGUCGAGAGCUCUAUGAGUACUGCAUCAGAGAGGGCUAUGCAGACAAGAAUCUGAUCGCUAAAUGGAAGAAACAGGGCUAUGAAAAUCUGUGCUGUCUGCGUUGCAUUCAGACGCGGGACACUAACUUUGGAACAAACUGCAUAUGUAGGGUUCCCAAGGGCAAGCUUGAAGUGGGUCGUAUCAUUGAGUGCACUCACUGUGGAUGCAGAGGAUGUUCUGGAUGAGUCUGCAGGAAAACAGCUUUCUGACUUUACUGAACUUUUGAUUUGUAUUUUUAAUACAUUUAUUGGUUUGUCAUUUAUGACGUUGGAUCUCUUGUAAUCGUAUGAUUAUUGUUUGUGUAUGCAUUGAUUUCUUUUUGGUAUUUUUAUUAAAUUGUGCUGGAUCUUA
Danio rerio (zebrafish) is the source of this 687-nucleotide messenger RNA. It is a transcript of the gene bud31, whose product is annotated as BUD31 spliceosome associated protein. Gene Ontology annotation, cellular component: nucleus. The record is from RefSeq and is marked provisional. NCBI's taxonomy places the organism in Eukaryota, Metazoa, Chordata, Actinopteri, Cypriniformes, Danionidae.